AUGUUGAAAUAUCUGAAAUGUCUCGGACUUGAUGAUUGUAAAUUACUUGAGAAAUUACCGGAGGAUCUUGACCGAUUACAACAUUUAGAGCGGCUAGACCUAGGGGAGUGUACAAGCAUAAGUCGUCUUCCACAUGACAUUUGUUUGUUGAAAGGCGUGCGUAUUUCAGGAUUGAGAGACCUUCUUCAAUCUUGUUGUUUACAUCCAAGAUAA
Messenger RNA from Lactuca virosa, 213 nucleotides. NCBI's taxonomy places the organism in Eukaryota, Viridiplantae, Streptophyta, Magnoliopsida, Asterales, Asteraceae. The record is from the annotation of a GenBank genome assembly.